Vicia faba (fava bean) is the source of this 459-nucleotide messenger RNA. NCBI's taxonomy places the organism in Eukaryota, Viridiplantae, Streptophyta, Magnoliopsida, Fabales, Fabaceae. The record is from the annotation of a GenBank genome assembly.
AUGGAGAAAAACAAUCACUCUCAUAGGCAACUUGUGAUAAUGAAACAAUCUUUAUUUGAUCAGGGAUUGCUUGAUGAACAAUUUAUCCAACUAGAAGAACUACAAGACGAAGCUAAUCCUAACUUUGUCGAAGAAAUUGUCACUCUUUACUACCGUGAUUCACUACGCCUUAUUUCAAGCAUAGAACAAGCUUUAAAAGAGAGGAACAUGUUGGAUUUCAAUAAACUGGACACCCUUAUGCAUCAGUUCACAGGAAGUAGUUCAAGCAUUGGAGCCAAAAAGGUGAAAGCUGAGUGCAAUCUGUUUAGGGAAUAUUGCAGUGCAGUAAAUAUUGAAGGAUGCAUGAAGAGUUUCCAUCAAUUAAAGAAAGAAUAUGCUUCACUAAAAAAGAAACUUGAAGCUUAUUUUCAGUUGGCUAGGCAAGUUGGGCUCUCAGAGGCAGAGUGUCACUCCAAGUGA